AUGAGAGGAGCUGAUGCAAGCAGUGAUCAUGAACUGAUAAGGAGUAAGAUCAGAAUAAAACUGAAGAAACAAAAGCAAAAUUCAGAUACAUGUAGAAAGAAGUAUGGUGUCACAAAACUACAACAGCUAGAGAAAAGGAGAGCAUUCACUUUGGAGCUAAAAAAUAGAUUCCAAGUGCUAGAAGAAUUGGAAAGUGUUGAAGACAUCUGGGAAAAUAUGAUAAAGGGUUACAAUGAGACAGCAGACAGCAUACUUGGAGUAAAAGAAAAGGGACAAAAACCUUGGAUAAGCAGAGACUCUUGGAAGGUAGUAGAAGAAAGGAAGCAGCUAAAACUCCAACUUGUUAACAGCAGAUCAGAAAGGUUAAAAAGAAACUUAAGAAACAAAUAUUCAGUUAAAGACAGAGAGGUAAAACGCAGCAUGAGGAAUUACAGGAGAAAGUGGACAGAAGAUUUGAUUACGGAAGCAGAAAGAGCAGCAAGCAAUGGGCACAUGAAAACAGUGUAUGAGAUAACUAGAGUAAUAAGUAAUGAGAAGAAAAGCACAACAACAGCAAUAAAGGACAAAGAGGGCAAGACCCUGAGCAGCCAAGAUGAAAGAAAGGAAAGGUGGAAGGAGCACUUUCAAGAAAUAUUAAACCGCCCACAACCAGAACACCCAUUAGAAGUUGAAAGUGAAGGACAAGUAGUAGAUGAGAUGGAUACAAGCCCCAUUCGGAAAGAGGAAAUCAUCAAGGCUAUAAAGAAACUAAAAAAUGGAAAAGCUGGAGGAGUAGAUGGAAUAACAGCUGAGAUAGGUAUAACACUUUUAUCUGUGCCAAGCAAAGUAUUCUCCAGAAUAGUGAUACAAAGAAUCCAAGAUGGAGUGGAAAAGCAGCUGCGUGAGGAACAAGCUGGCUUUAGAAGAGGAAGGAGUACAACAGAACAACUAUUUACACUCCGUAACAUCAUAGAACAAUGUACCGAAUGGAUUUCAACAUUGUUUGUAAACUACGUUGAUUUUGAAAAGGCAUUUGAUUCCAUUCAUAGAGAGAGCCUUUGGUCUAUCAUGAAGUUUUAUGGCAUCCCAGACAAACUAGUCAGAAUGGUGAAACUCCUAUACGAUUCAUUCCAAUGUGCAGUCCUAGAAGAUGGAGAAGAAUCUGACUGGUUCCGGGUAACAACAGGAGUGAAGCAGGGUUGCACAAUGUCUGGAUUCCUGUUUUUGUUGGUUAUAGAUUUUGUAAUGAGAAGAACUACAGAAACGGAACCAACAGGAAUAAGGUGGGAUUUCACAACAAAACUUGAAGAUCUAGACUUCGCAGAUGAUCUUGCUCUACUAUCCUCAAAAUUUCGGGACAUCCAACAAAAGACACAAAAACUCAACGAAACUGGUAGUCAAGCUGGACUCAGAAUAAACAUUGAGAAACCAAAGUGA
Saccostrea echinata is the source of this 1416-nucleotide messenger RNA. RefSeq lists its product as uncharacterized. The transcript has 2 exons. The record is from RefSeq and is a predicted model, not a curated record. The coding region runs from base 1 to 1416 and encodes 471 amino acids. NCBI's taxonomy places the organism in Eukaryota, Metazoa, Mollusca, Bivalvia, Ostreida, Ostreidae.